UUUUGCCGUGCACAAAUAGAGAUAAUGGACUUAUUACAGCAGGAUUGUGUAAAAUAACAACCCAGUGAGAAACUUGAGCCGUUUAACGGACAAGGGAACUUUUCGAAUAUCAGAAUGCUGUAAUUGGAACUAUGACAAGCUUAAUUAGAAUAAAAGAAGAUAGCAGUAUUUUUAAGAGAAAGAAGUAGAAGACAGACCAAGACACAAUGGCUAGUAUAGUGUUAUCAGAUAAAGACGAAUCUCUACUGUAUUCAAAAGCACACCAACUCAAUGUCGACGUUGCCAGCGAUGUCCUCAGAAAACUGGUUGAAAAAAAACUCUCAGCAAGCUUAAUCUCGUUAGCAGCGUUUCUUGCCUCAAAAUCAACGGAGAUCAAAGCUCAUAAAAAGAGAGGAAUACUUGCUGCUAGUCAAUUCCAGUUACUGAAUGCACCAACCACAACCGUCGACAAUCUUGACGUUACUCUUCUUACAUAUAUAUUGAAAAAUUUCAUUCCUCUAAGCAUUCAAGAAGAGGCUGAUAUUGAUAAAUUGAGAGUCAUAAGGAAUGAAUUGGCGCACGCUCCUAAAUAUAGACUUACAUCCAAUGAUAUUUUUGACAGAACAAAGACUGUCAUUCAUUCAAUUUGCACAGCACUCACGGAAGAAAGAGCAGAAGAGAUCGAGAUUUGCAUCAAAAGAUUGCAAGGGAAUGAACUUUUAUCGAAGGUGAGCUGCGAUAUGAUAUUGUCAUUACAGAACGAGGCUGCAAUGGAUAAACUCUUAAAGGCAUCGGAGAACGAAAACGUUCAAGAAACGAAAUUGAAGUUUAGAUUAUCAGCAUAUGCGUUGGAAAUAGGUCGAAACAUUGAUGUGGACGUUUUAUCAAGGAAUUUACUUGAUAAAGGACUAAUAACCGAAGAGAUUCACAGAGACGUAACCAGUGAACACAACUUCGAAGACCAAGCAUACAUUCUUGUUAUGCACAUGAUGAACGAAAAGCACGAACGUGUUUUGCUGUUUUGCGACUGCAUCAGUGAGAUGAACAAUUGUUUAGGAACUAUCCUGUGCAAGAAUCAGCCAAAUUUAGGCAAAACCUUGAAAAAAAUGGAGAGAGAUGCAAUACGAGAUAUUCUCAAGAAGUCGUUCGAAAAGAGUCCCAUGGGCAGAGUAAAGUGUGAAGAUGUGCAUGAAUACAUAGAAAAUGCGCGCCGUUGUUUAACCCCUUUUUCAACAGUCAGAGAUUGUGUUUUGGCCGAGUUCACAGACACUGUCUUCGAGGACAGCUUCAGCAGUUUUCAGGGUUUGAAUUGGGUGAGCAGUAUCAACACAUACGAUGAAUCUGAACUUGAAAAUGACAACUUUCCGCUGACGAAUAUGAAAAGUGAAGAUUUUUCUAUGUUUGUAACAACGCAUGUCCGGAAACUAUCAAAUGACCCAAGGAUGAAUGGAAUAGUGAACACAAUUUCAAACAUAAUUACCAAUGGCAUGAUUUCUUCGAAAGUGUUUGCAAUGUUUCCAUCAAAGACAAUGAUAGAUCAUUUCAAGACUGAACUCGAGAGUGAGGGAUAUAACUUGAGCAUUGGUAUUAAAGAAACCUUGAUUUCUAUUCAAGAGGAAAUUCUUAAAAAAAGCAACGAGAAAAUGAGCGACCAGUUAGCGUCAUUUCGCCCGUUCAAAACUGCUGUUAAACAUGGUUAUGCGGCGUCAAGUACAGUAAGAAAUGAUGCAGCUGGUCUUACUGACACUGUUCAUCAUUUUGUGUAUCCGAGAAAACGAAGGGAUUUGAGUCAUGCAUUCUUCAUGAGUGAAGCAAUGAAAUUCAUUAGUGCUAGUAUUAAUGGGAGACAAAAUGGCACACUUCAUUUUGGAAUCAAAGCAAAGGAAAAUAACACGGGGACAAUUGUUGGUGUCCCUUGCUCUCUUUUUGACCACAUUUCCCUCCAAUCAACCUUUCGCACGUGCAUCAAGAGAUGCUUUGGCUCCAAAUGGAAACGCAUUUUGCGUUGCCUAAGUCCAUUACAAAUAAUUAAUGUGACCAACGACAAGAACGUUAUAGAACUUGAUAUUGAGCCAUGUUCCUGGUACCUUGAAGAUAACUUUAUUCAAGUAAACUUUCCACCUUGGGGAAAUCAACAGCAAAAAUGUUUCUUGCAAACACCGUCUGAAUGCCGUCUUGACUCGAUUGAAACAAUAAAUCAACUUAAAGUGAAAGAAGUAGAAAUAGAUUUUACGUAUACAUUUGAACAAAGGCGAAUGCUUGACGGAUCUGAAAUGCAUUUAAAAACGGCAGUAAGAACUCGUUUAUCAGAUCUGGCGAAACGAAUGACUUCAGGCAAUAAAUAUGUCACCCCGCAUUUCUUUCCUCACAUCAUUUGUGGAAAUUACUCUGAUUCUAAUGAAUCAGAACAAUUACUCUCAGAAUUGUCUUCAAUGGAGUCUGUGUUUCUGUCUGCAAGCGCUGUAUUUAAUUUUGACCAUUCAACAAACCUUCGAAACAACAUUGAACACGGGAAAUUGGUUUUUGAUAUCUACAACACUCAGGAUAAAAAUACAUUCUGCGUUGAUGGAUCAAAGAUAGCGUGGCUUGAUUGCCACGGUGGUUCCGACAAAUGGUUUAAGUCACAUUACGUGGGUUUCAACAAUGCAGUUGAACAUUUUGUUAUGUCAUACGGUGAACGAAUUUUGUUUAUAUUCUUGAUAUUUCAAAAGCUAGAAAGAUGUGACCCACUUUAUAGAAUUGCCUUUGACUUCUGCUGCAAAUACAAAGACAGAACCAGUAUUAUUUCAGACAAGCAAGAAAAUGUAAAAUUGCUCCAGCAUGAAGUCCGUGAGCUUUUAAAUGAAGACAUCGAGGUGAAUUUCUACACCGGGUUUUCUUGGUGUCAGUUAGCAAAAGCCUUCAGUGCAAUAUUUGUACGAAACCCAAAAACUCAUUAUAGAUUACCCACAGGGGAUGGAACAGUGACUUUAAUGACAGUUUUGGAGAAAGAAAAGGAAAACAUAUCAGACAUUGAAUUGAUAAGCGGGGACGAAUGCGUGGCCCAGUUCGGUGAGAUGAGUCAUAAUGAACAAAAGAUCAAAAAGAAGGAUGCCGAAGAGAGUUAUUAUAAAGGAAACGAAGUCUCAUGGUGGAAUUUCUUCUUUAAGGGUCAGGUUUGCAAAAGGGAUCUACUUAAAUACUUUGUUGGUCAUAUUGAAGACGUGAUCAAAAGUGGAGCCGAUAAAAACCGGUAUGAAAUCAUAGAUAUUUUCCAUCAGCACGGGGCUGGAGGAACAACCCUCGGUAAACAACUCAUUUGGCACUUUAGUCAGUUUACAAAUGAUCCUUCGAAGGCACUUAAAGCUUGUAUUGUCACAAGAGUAGUUGAGAAAAAGACAGCAAAAGAAAUAGCUCGAUUCAGGCAUUUUGGCGAGAACGACGACAAUCUCAUCAAACCGGUACUGAUUCUAGCCGAUAACAAAACGGAUGAAGACAUCAAAGUGCUUAAAGACAAUCUUGAUUUUAUGUCAUAUAAAAGAGGGUCUAAGUCGGGAAAACUCUUCUGUAUACUUAUCGUGGUGUCAAGAAUAACUAUGGCGAAGUCUUAUGAAAAUAAACGUAAUGUGUUAAGACAUUCCCUUAGUGCGAUAGAAAUAUCACGAUUUGAAGAUCGCGCAAAAGACGUAGAGGACUUGCAGUCACUCAUUGCAUUCAAUGUUAUGAAGGAAAACUUCAACGAGGAACAUAUUCGAAGUACAGUGCAUAACAUAAUGGAAGGGUUGAAAGAAAAAGAGGAGGUACCUCUGCAACAUAUUUCGUUGGUCUGCAAGUUUGAUGUUAGUACUGCAAUUCCUACAAGUGUUUUUGAUGAGAUGAUGGGAUGUGUCGCUUCAUCGAGUUCGCGUUACAAUAUUGAUGAACUGCUUCUGAGAGGAAAACCAGUCGGCUUAGUUGACCUACGGCACAGAAAAGCUCUUGGCUAUCGACAAACUUGGAAUGUUAGAACAACAGAGUCACUUGAACUUCUGCUUAAGUACAGAGAAACGAAGGGGAUUAGUGGGGUGACAAUAAUAUCACCUGUUAUCGUAGAUGAAAUUCUCAAAGCUCUGAUGAAGAAGCAUUCAAAGACGCUUGAAGUAGUUGUUCAAGAUUUACUAGACUUUUUGAAAGCAAAGCUUACAAAUACAUCUGAGAAGGAGAAAGCAGUGUCUGACUUCAGAGAUACCAUAUCCGGUCUGUUUGUUACUCGACCAACAACUAGGACUGGGGACACAAAAGAAAGACGAGACUUUUCAAAUCUCAUCCAUUCAUUAAUAGAUACCAGACCAGAAGAAACAAAGCAAAAUGCUUACAAAAGGGCAUACCAGUUGAUGAAAUACUGCUUCGAAAUUUCAAACAACCCCUACGUAGGGCAACAUCUGGCGAGGCUAUGCAUCUCCUUCAGAUGCUAUUCACAGGCUGAAGAAGCCAUUGAACGUGCUAUUGCAGUGAAUAGUGGCGUGCCAUAUAAAUCCAUAUUGUUUGAUACGUACGGUCAAAUCUACAAAUCGCAGAUGGAACAGGUACUAAAGAAAACUGCAGAGAUUGAUUAUUCUGGUGAGAUUCAGGAUAUUAUAAAAUUGGCAUUGACAGCACUUCGACAUUUUCGAAGAGCUCAGGAACUCGACGUAAUAAAUGAUAUGACCUCUUACUUCAUGGAAUUGUACACAGCGUUUUCAUUCUUAGAAAAUAUAAUGGAUGUGGACAAAAUAGUCGGUGAUAAGCAAAUGUUUCACAAAUUCAUAAAUGGCUAUGAGACCGAUGUGUUUGAUCACUUAGGAGAAGACAUUGAUACGUUUCGUAGGGAAGGUGAGCAACACAACCACUUGACCAACACAUUGAUCCGGAUAGAGUAUGAGUUGUUCAUGAAAAAACGACCGUUUAAAGAUUCCUUAAGUAAAAAGGAGUAUGAAAAGAAAGCAGUGGACUUACGUAAAACGUAUGAAUACAUCUACGGAGAAGAGGAUCAGAAAUUCAUGGUGGCUGAAACUUUUAAAUCGAUGCAACAUGCGUACAGAAGAUUUCCGAACAAUUUGAAAAGAGUGAUAAGGAAGAUAUCAUCUGCCAAAGCUAUUGCCCGUGAAAAAGAUUUGAUGAAGUAUUUGGCAUACAACAUCAUUGAUAUUUCGCAACGGAAAGGAAUGCGUGACCUUGAUGAGAGUGUUGAUAUAUAUGGAUACAUGAUAAUUUUAAGCGACAAACUUUUACAACUACAACGAAAGAAAAAUCGAAACAGUGGGAAUGUUUAUAUUGAACCAUAUAUGUACUUUGCUUUACUUCACUGGCCAUUGCCAAGCCGAAGAGAAAAAUACUUCUCAAAGACCAGUCAAUUAGGAAACCUGUCUGAAAUAAUAGACGAAUGGCAGAAUAUAUACGAUGAGAGAUUCGUAUCCAAACGAAUUGAAUCAGCGCGUACUAAAGCAGCUACAUAUUUUGCGUUGGCAAAAGGCAACCCCGGAUAUGAUUUCGUUGAUCAGGACAUGAUAAGAGAUUUAUGGAGAAAAGAAAGAGAAAAGGAAGGUAAAUCAAGAGUGGAAGUAAUGGACGAUGACAUUUGGAACCAUACAAUCGGAAACGAAACGUAUGUUCGAUUAGAAGGUGUUGUCGACAGAACUGGAAAUCACAUCAACCAUCAGGUUUCCUGUGAUGAUUCCAAAACGUUGCGACGUCGAUAUUCAUUUGUGAUUGCAACUUAUGAAAACUGCGAUCAUUUGAGAUAUAGGAACGUGACGUUUGUGUUGGGGUUCACUUGGCGAGGACCUGCUGCGUUCGGUGUAAACCUAAACGAAAGCGACGAAGGAGAUGAAUCGAGCAAAAGUCUUCGACAUGUACGAGCAAUGGAAGUUAAACAGACUAAGAGAUCAAUACCAGAGGAAGAUCAAACUGAAAAACGACGACCUGAACAAAACUAGGGAGAUUAACUGUUAGGAACGGCCAAUGAUAUAGACGUUGCAAAGGGAAUCGUCAAACACGUCAAAAGUUCAGAUGAGAGGCAAGAGGCUGGUAGAAUAACGCAGAAAAAAAGACAAAACAUCAAAUGUACAAAAAAAUCCAUGAAAAAUUAAUUGAUACAAGUGUUUGUGGUGAAUUCAACAAUUCCGAACGCGAUGGAGCAUCAUUAUGAAGAAGAUUUUUGACGCGCUAACGUGAUUUUGAUCAUACUCACGUGACAUGCGUACGGUGAGUUUUACAGACAUUGUUAUGCUAAUCGCUGCAUAUGUUUUGAUGUACUGUCAUUUUAGAUUGACUUUUUUUGCAUUUUGCUGUUUCUGUUGUUGCUGCUAUUAUUAUUAUUGAAAAGCUGAAACAAAUCUAUUUAAAACUUAAUUUUGCAUUUUAUGCUGUAAAAUUACCAUAACUGUCAUUAUUAUUUACAUUUAUCAACACAAAUGUUGUUAAACAUUAUAGUUUGAACAUUUAACUACAUAUAAAAUUAUGGGUGGCAAUUGCACUUAAUUUUGAUCACCCAUUUCAUUAAGACCGCUAUCAGUUUGAUUGUUUUCUUUGUUUGAUUGUGAUUACUCUUAAACAAAAAGUCUUGAGUUUUCCUCUUGUAUUUUUCUAUUUUGUAUAUAUUUGUUUGGGUGUUUAACUGACCGUUCAAAGGUAAUCCAAUCGUUUAUCGGUUAAGCUAUUUUAAUGCGUUUGAGGUGUAUGUAUUUGUGAAUGAUUUUACAUGUUUGUGUUGUUAUAGAGUUCAUUGUCGUUUGGGCUCUUCAUUGUGCCUCUAAACAGUUUUUUUUUUAUUUUUUUAUUUUUAAAUUGACUACUGAGUUACCCGUGUUGUUCAUUGUAAUGCCAUAUUUUGUACAAAACAUUCGAUAUUUUACACAAAACAUUCGAUAUGACAUUUAGCAGAUCAUUCUGACAAAGUUUUUUUUAAGCAUUUGGAAUACAAAAGUUUCUAAGUAUAUCAAUACAAACUUUCAUCAAUUCAAAUACAGCAUUAUAUCAUAGUUUAAAGUGACACUCUUAUACAAAAUCAAUACAUACACAUGUAUUACAAACAUCAAUUUUGACUGAUGAACCUUUAUCUAAUCAAUUAGUAAUGCAUUUAUGGAAAAUAUUAAUUACUAAUAACAAGAUUGUAACCGUGUAUUAAAUAGCAGAAAGCGCAAAAAUAUUAAAUGAUUGGUGAAUGCUAAAAGAUUGACUGUGGUCAACUAUUGUCUCAUAAGGUAGAAAUACUGUGUUUUGUGCUCAUUUCUUUCAAAUUGAGCUUAGUAUCGUUCAUAAGAACCAUUGUGUUCGACAUUAAUCCUUUUUGGAAUAUUAAAACAAUAGUAUCAAUUGUGGUAAAUCUUAUUUGGGAGUAAGAGUGUAUCUUUAACUUCAUAACUCAUCUUAACACGUACCCUUUUUGAUUACCCAUGGACUAUGGUUUUCUUCCAUUUCGAUGAUUGGUUUUAUUGACCAAUAAACAAUCAUCUUAACAUUUUUAUAGUACUUUAACAUACUGUGUUUUUAUAUUUCCUAUCAUAUGUAUCCAGACCGGUGAACUGGUUUAUAUAUAAACAUUGUACAGUUUAUAUAAUGUAUAUGCUGUGCAUUUCAAAUUGCAAAACAUGAUGUUGAUAUGACUCAUGUAUAGAACGUAUGGUAUGGUAUCUUUACUAUAAUGAUAGUUAUAUCAUUUACAGUUGCAUUAAAUAUAUAUUACUUAUGUAUG
Messenger RNA from Mya arenaria, 7669 nucleotides. Its product is annotated as sterile alpha motif domain-containing protein 9-like. The transcript is spliced from 10 exons. Gene Ontology annotation, cellular component: cytoplasm. Lineage: Eukaryota; Metazoa; Mollusca; Bivalvia; Myida; Myidae. The record is from RefSeq and is a predicted model, not a curated record. Bases 207 to 5912 code for a protein of 1901 amino acids.